AGGCGGCAAAACAAAAAGCUAAAACGGCGAUCUUGUUGACUUUGCGUAAACCUCCCUCCGAUAAAUAGUACCCACUUAGGUAAAACUAAAUAAAUUGACAUUCAUGCACCGCCACUUUUUGGACUAUUGAAGUGUCAAGUGUACUAAGAAGAACGGUUGAAAAAAAAGAACAUGAUGCGUUCAUGAUCCCCACUCAGAGUUAAUUCUACAGAUCCUAAGUCAACAGGUGAACAAUAAGCCAUUGAGGAUGAGCAAGUGGGGACAGCGGCUGAAGAAAGUGGAGCAGCUCGCCGAGGCCUUCCAGAACAAUCCCAUGGUCACACGCUACAAACCUCGACUCUUGCCGUGUCAGCCUUCCUCCGUCUGGAAAAUCUUCCCUCGCCAAAAUUUGGCUAUUAGCUUCGCUCAGAGCUGCAAAGAGCCUGUGCAUGUUUUUGCACUCGAAAAAGAGAAGGCACUUCCUGGUCAAAGGAUCUUCCUGGUUACCAGCUAUAGUGAACUAUGGCACUACUACAGGAUCAACACUCAGUCUUUGAUGCACUGCUAUGAGGUGAUAACAGAGGGUGCUGUUUGCAAACUUUACUUUGACUUGGAAUUCCACAAGCCCUCAAACAGACAGGCAGAUGGGAAAAAGAUGGUGUCUUUGUUGAUCCAGUAUGUGUGCAAAAAUCUGAAGGACAUUUAUGGGAUUGAAUGCUCUGAAAAAAACGUACUCAAUCUGGACUCAAGCACAGAUGAUAAGUUUAGUCGGCAUCUCAUCUUCAAUCUCCAUAAUGCAGCUUUCAAAGACAACACACACGUCGGUGCCUUCAUUCAUAACAUUCUCCAACCUUUGUUGGGUGCAACGUCAGGCAGAAGUUGUUUGGAAGGACCCAUUGAACCAGGAACACAUGUUGCCUCGGCAACUCAAAGUCCAGAAAAACAGGAAGGGGUUGACCUCAGCUUUCUCCGGGUAAAAGACAAGAAUGACCGCCAUUCCCUCUUUGUUGAUCUUGGAGUGUACACAAAGAACAGAAAUUUCCGACUUUUCAAGUCAUCCAAAGUAGGAAAAAACGCAGCCUUCACCUUAGCAGAUGACAACAAGUUCAUUGCCAAUUCCAAGAAGGGUGUUCCUGUCGAGGAAAGUGUUUUCUUGGCGUCUUUAGUGUGCAACGUGAGUUUCACAGGCCAGAAAAUUCUUACAUGUCAUGCCACAGAAGCCAAUGACUUGACGACCACAACGGUUCCGAGUUGGCAGGGCUCACUGCCUGAUGAAGGCUUACUCUCGGGCUGCCUGACGUCUCCUUACCAAGAAGUAGACAACUUUGUAUUAACAGUGGUUAGGAAGGACGGCAUACAGGGAAGCAUCCGACGGUGGAACUACUUUGCAACCGAGCAGUUGCUUGUCUACGAUAUUGCCAAGUACCGCUGGUGUGACAAUGUGGGCAGGUUUCACAAAAGCAACAACAUCAUGAUUGUGGUGGAUCUCAAAGAGGAUGUGUGGUACCAGAAGUGUCACGAUCCUGAGUGCAGGAACUAUAGAUCCUCAAGUUACCCAUUGCCACAGGAGAUCUGCAUCAGCUACGUCAUGAUGCUGGAUGAUGAGAACCAAUCAUACACGAUGGACGAGGCAGACAACAUCGAUCCCACUCAGCCGCCAAAGCAGGUAUCCCAGGGAAUGGAAUGGGAUCAGGAAUCAGCUGAUGUGUGGGGAAGAGAUGACGACGACCGCCAAUUUUCAGACUGCCUUGAUGACUUUGAACUAAACAGCAGUGAAAUCUCAGACGACCUUCUUCUCAGCUGCAUGGAUGAUUUUGAUUCGCAGUAGAAGGUGAUGUUAUUGAGAAGUGAGUCAAAGAGUUACUCAUGUACUUUACUGCAAACUCUAGUCACAUUUGUACAAGCACACAACUAUGCACUUGUCCUUUCAAUAAUACACAAUCAUAAUAUGGUUUAAACUGUACGCACAAUUCCAAUAAUUAUAGCUCACCUUUAUGUCCAAUAGUGUGGCAUAGAUAGCAUUUGUUAAUUCAUAAAAAGCACGACUGUUCAAUGCUUCCAAUAAAAGCAUGAAACUAAACGGUGAGUUCUCUGAUAACCCACCACAUUGAAACAGGGGAAUGCAAAUAUAUUUAAUGUUCUGAAUUAUCAUUACUAGUCAUAAUAUUAUACACACUAUUUACCCCACUAAUUCAUGAAUUUAAUUGAAAUGAAUUAACAACUUCAUUUAAAUAUUAAUAUAAACUCUAAUAACAAACCAAAGCAAAAUGCAAGUCCAACUUCCAUGUUACAAUAGUCAUACUCUAUUUGCCCAUUGUACAUUAUAACCCUUAUCCUAAGAUAAAUAAAGCCACUAAUGUUUAGCCAUAAUGUCAGCUUAGUGCUAUUUUACUAAAAAGGAACGAUUCACUUUUAAAACCAUCCAAUUCCUUCAAAACCAAACGCUGCAAAAAUGUCCAGAUUGUCACUGGCAGAUAUGUUCCCAUUCAACUGUCGCCCUGCACAUCAACUUAGACCUUAAUGUUGGCGUAGAGUUCGUUUAUCUGUGCUCUAAAGUAACUCAGAAGCUCCACCCUCUUCGCCUUGAGCGUUGGUGUGAGCAGGCCAUUCUGGACAGAGAACAUCUCUGGAUGCAAUGCAAUGUCUCUCACCUACAACACAGCAAACAAAUGACGGAGAGCGUGAGCAUACAACAAAUGAAGACCUGAUAUAAUCCCUUAUAUUUUAAAUAAUAAGGUAUUCUAAUUCUACGAGCCAAGUGGUCAUUGUCAUAGUGAAUCAAAUAUUGAAAUGUUGAUGAAGACUAAUUCAGUGUAAUGGUACAAUAUUUCCAAUAUAUUAAACCGUAAUAUAACCGUGACCUGUUCAAAAGACUUGAGUCCAUUUUGUUUGCCCAGCUUCUGGAGGUCCUCCAAAAUAGCGUUUUUAACAUCCUGCAAGCAAA
Messenger RNA from Doryrhamphus excisus (bluestripe pipefish), 2923 nucleotides. NCBI's taxonomy places the organism in Eukaryota, Metazoa, Chordata, Actinopteri, Syngnathiformes, Syngnathidae. The record is from RefSeq and is a predicted model, not a curated record.